This is a messenger RNA of Diospyros lotus (date-plum), 1770 nucleotides long. RefSeq names its product vicilin-like seed storage protein At2g28490. The record is from RefSeq and is a predicted model, not a curated record. The transcript is spliced from 5 exons. Lineage: Eukaryota; Viridiplantae; Streptophyta; Magnoliopsida; Ericales; Ebenaceae. The coding region runs from base 147 to 1613 and encodes 488 amino acids.
GUGCAUACCCCACCGCCAUUCUCUCUCCGUUUCCUGUUUAUAGCCACCUCUCGGCAUCACAAUCGCCAUUGAUUACCAAGCUGCUGCUGCAAUAUCAUUGCGCGCACAGAGAGAAAGAUACAUACAAUUGAGAGAGAGAGAGAGAGAUGGGAAAAAGAAGGCUAGCUCUGUUGUUAGUGGCGCUGGUGCUGGCGAUGUGUUUGGGGGGCGUGUCCGGAUUUGGCGGCGUAGGAGGGUGGAGGAGGAGGAGAUUAGCAGAAGGGUCGGAUAUGUUCCUGCUGAAGGAGAUGAAGCAGGUGGUGAAGACCGACGCUGGCAACAUGAGAGUGACGAGGUGUAGUAAUGCCGGCGGAAGGAUGAUGGAUCAGAGGCCCAUGCAUAUUGGCUUCAUCACCAUGGAACCCAACUCCCUCUUCAUCCCUCAGUAUCUCGAUUCCAACCUCAUCCUCUUCGUUCGCCGAGGAGAAGCAAGAGUUGGAUCGAUGCAUAAGGAUAAGAUGGUGGAUAGGAAUUUGAAGAGUGGAGAUGUGUAUAGGAUCCGGGCUGGGUCUGCAUUCUACUUGGUCAACACAAACGACAGUAAGCGGCUUCAUAUCGUUUGCAGUAUCGAGAGGUCAGAGAGUUGGGGAUGGGGCACCACGCAGUCUUUCUUCCUCGGCGGAGGAAGGUAUCCAACGUCCGUCCUUUCUGGGUUCGAUCCACAGACAUUGUCAACCGCAUUGAAUGUGUCAAUAUCAGAGUUGAAGGAUAUGAUGAGGAGGCAAGAAUCUGGCCCGAUCAUACGCCUCUCAAAUACCCAGCAGCCGCAAAGCGCAUGGGCCCAGUUCCUUGAACUCAAGCAGCACGACAGGCUCCAACACCUGAAGAGAAUUGUCCACUUUCAUGACCCAGAAGCAGCGGCUGCAACCAUAAUCCAGAAAAAGCAGCAACCAAAAUGGUCGUUGCGUGGAUUCCUCACCUCUGCGUUCGGGAAGGAAGCCAAUGGCGAUGAUGAUUAUGAAAAUAGGGUGGACAAAUCGUCCCACCCAUACAACAUCUACGACCGGAAGCCCGACUUCAAGAACGACUAUGGCUCCAGCGCCGUCAUCGACGGCUCCGAUUACUCCCCCCUCCACCACUCCGGGAUCGCCCUUCAUCUCGUCCGACUCAAAGCGGGAUCGAUUAUGGCGCCACAUCUGAACCCAAGAGCAAUGGAGUAUGGAGUGGUGCUGAAAGGGAAUGGCAGCAUUCAAAUAGUGUAUCCCAACGGAAGUAUGGCGAUGAAUGCAAGAGUGAGCGAGGGUGACGUCUUUUGGGUGCCACAAUACUUCCCGUUUUGCCAGAUAGCGUCUCGAUCAGGGCCGUUUGAGUUCUUUGGAUUCACCACCUCGUCAAGCAAGAACCGACCGGUGUUCUUGGUGGGCGCGCACUCGCUUAUGCAAAGCAUGAGAGGACCAGAGUACGCUGCCUCCUUUGGGGUCAGCGAGGAGAGGCUCCGCCGUGUCGCGGAAGCUCAACGAGAGACUGUUAUUCUACCGCCGCAAGAUGCAGCGCUGAUGCGGGGCGAAGGAGAGCACAAGGAGGAGAUGGUGAUUAUGAGUCUAGGCGCCGAAAUGGUGAUGGGUUUUGAUUAAGUUAUUUAUGUCGUAAUAAAGCUUUUUUGGAUUUUAUUCCUUUCCAGUUUGAUAGUUUUGGAAGCCUUUUUUAUGCUUUCAUGUUGCUUUGUUUUGCUUAGUUAAUUUUGUUUUAUCUCUUCUAGUUCUAGGCAUUUUUAUAUUAUUAAUAAAUAUG